This is a messenger RNA of Phycomyces blakesleeanus NRRL 1555(-), 1095 nucleotides long. RefSeq lists its product as hypothetical. Bases 1 to 1095 code for a protein of 364 amino acids. NCBI's taxonomy places the organism in Eukaryota, Fungi, Mucoromycota, Mucoromycetes, Mucorales, Phycomycetaceae. The transcript is spliced from 9 exons. The record is from RefSeq and is a predicted model, not a curated record.
AUGUAUAUUGUUGAAUGGGCUACAUUGCAUAAAAAACAGUCAUUCAUCAUGGAACACUCAAAUCCCGAACAUUUAUUUGUCGGCUGCCUUAAUUUUGGAACAGUAACCGAUCAACCAUACAAUGACAAAGGGUAUGAAUCUCAACUUGGAGAGCCUUUACCAGGACUGUGUGUGCUUCAGAACGGAAUUCCUGGCCACACAGUCCAACCUUCUAUAUUUGAUGUAUCAUAUCAUCUUAUUUCUGUUGUUUCCUGUGCAAGCAUUGAGGUUCAGAUGUUUGCUGGCCAAAGAUUGGAUGUCUCGACUAUCCCUGACGAAUCUGAGCAAUUAAAACAGUUCCUUUGCCAGGUCUUUGCCAAAAAAGUGGGUUUGGUUAAAUACGGCGUAUAUAUUAACAGUACCUUAAUAAUAUGCUGUACCACAGAUGAAGGCUACCCAUUCGCCAGAAAAACUUAUAUUGCAAUCUUUGGCGAAGCAUCCGAACCGAAAGGCGACCCAAAGAUAUACGCACAUGAACUCUAUUCAAUUGACGAACUCUCGAGCACGAUUGAUUUGACGUACGAGAUAUUUUCCAGGCAAUCUGAAACAGAUCUCAAAGAUGCCGUUACAUAUUCUACAAAAAGGUUGGAGAUCAUUGCAAAACUAACCGAAAAUGAACGAGCUGAACGAGCAAAAGAAGCACUUGUUGCCGAAAAACAAAAGGUGCCUUCACAAGUAUCUUCCCAAGUAUCUUCACAAGUGUCAUCGCUAGUAUCUUCACCUGUGGAAGCAGAACAGGAUAUAUUCAAGUUUAUAGAAGAAAAAGAGGAUGAUCGAAAACGGCCUACGUUGCCUAAAAUUGCUCCUGAGAGAAAGGCUCUGGAGAAAACUAUAGCUACAAAGAAGAGUGUCUAUGAAACCGGAAACAAACAUUUUUUAAAGACUAUAAUUUGGGAAAAGGUUUCAAAGCAAAACAAUGGCAACAAGAAAUCCGAAGAAUUGAAAGAAUUGUAUCAACAGGUUUAUACAAGUGUUCAAUAUGUUUUUUAUAAGUUUAUGGGCGUGCUUGAGAGACUAACCGAAAAAUUGACAGAGAAACCAAAUUACAAUGUGUGA